Molecule: messenger RNA, 1661 nt
Organism: Ornithorhynchus anatinus (platypus)
Lineage: Eukaryota; Metazoa; Chordata; Mammalia; Monotremata; Ornithorhynchidae
Gene: DCUN1D2
Product: defective in cullin neddylation 1 domain containing 2
Exons: 7
Coding region: 76-855 (259 amino acids)
Biological process (GO): positive regulation of ubiquitin-protein transferase activity; protein neddylation
Cellular component (GO): ubiquitin ligase complex
Molecular function (GO): ubiquitin-like protein binding; cullin family protein binding; ubiquitin conjugating enzyme binding
Source: RefSeq, a predicted model, not a curated record
GCCUGGCGCUUGCGCAGUAGCGGCGGUGGUGUCGCUGCUGCUAAGGUUGAAGUGGCCGAGGGCGCUAAAGGUAAAAUGCAUAAACUCAAAUCAUCCCAGAAGGACAAGGCUCGCCAAUUUAUGUCAUUUACCAAGGCUGGAGAAAGCACUGCUAUCUACUGUUUAAUGCAGAAUGAGUGGAAACUAGAAACCGCCACAGAUAACUACUUCCAGAACCCAGACCUGUACUACAAAGAAUCCAUGAAAAAUUCCGUAGACAAAAAGAAAUUAGAACAGUCGUUUAACAGGUACAAAGACCCACAGGAUGAGGACAAAAUUGGCAUUGACGGAAUCCAACAGUUUUGCGAUGAUUUAAACCUGGACCCUGCCAGUCUCAGCGUUUUGGUCAUAGCGUGGAAAUUCAGGGCGGCCACUCAGUGCGAAUUCAGCAAAAAAGAAUUUAUAGAUGGCAUGCUAGAGCUUGGGUGUGACAGCACAGAAAAGCUAAGAGUGCUACUGCCAAGAUUAGAACAAGAACUUAAGGAUCCGAUAAAAUUCAAAGAUUUCUAUCAGUUUACCUUUAAUUUUGCAAAGAAUCCUGGACAAAAAGGUUUAGAUUUGGAUAUGGCAGUUGCAUAUUGGAAUUUAGUCUUAACUGGAAGAUUUAAAUUUUUAGAACUGUGGAACAAAUUUUUAACGGAACAUCAUAAAAGAUCAAUCCCCAAAGACACUUGGAACCUUCUGCUAGACUUUGGAAAUAUGAUUGCAGAUGAUAUGUCCAACUACGAUGAAGAAGGAGCCUGGCCGGUUCUCAUAGACGAUUUCGUGGAAUUUGCCCGACCGCUAGUUACAGGAGGGAAGCGCCGUACUUUCUAACCGCAGACAGGCCCGACCGGAUCGAGACGGCAGUCGGAAUUGCUUUGGGAAGGGGGAAGUAGUUGACUACAGUAACUGCGCCCGAUUUCAGGAGUCGGAGUGGAAUCCCCACCCCACCCCCCGGCUCUUUAUGCUGCUUAGAGAGAAGCCCGUGGCUGACUCCCGAACUCGACUCCGAAGAUAGCCCAGGUUCGCCCGGAGCCGAUCGCCUCAUCGGUUCGAUCGUUCAGGAACGAAGUCAUUGACUCUUCCAGAAAGGUUCACCAGCGCCAUUUUGUUGGCUUUUGACGUCAAAAGAGAUGCCCCAUCCGAAUUCCAACCCAAGGCGAACACCAGCGAUUACCGUUAACUAGGACCGGGUUAUACCGUGCUCAUAUUGAGAAGCAACAUUUGUAGGCUGAAUCAAAUCCCGAAAUGAAAUGUAUCUAAUAGGUCAUAUUUUUAUACAGAUCAAUGAUAUUUGUUAAAAAAAAAAACAUAGGCCCGAAAGAUGUAAUCUUGUAAUUGACGGCUGUUGACACUUUUAUACUUCUUGUCAGGGCUCUAGAUUUCUAUUUUUUUUAACCUAUCGAACGUCUAGAUUUGCCAGAUUCUGUGCCCUUUUAGUUUUAAUUUUCUUAUUUUAAAGUUCACUCAAAAAUCAAUCUGAGGGUGUAACAUCUACAUCAGCUUAUACACAGUGGGAGUCAUAUUAAGACCGAAGCUUGGUUUCCGAUUCUUUUGACAAGUGGUACGCGUUUUUAUUUUAUGUUUUGAAAUCCUCCUCAGACCUCCAAAGAGGUUCUCAUAAACUUUUAGAAAUUUAA